AUGGAUGAGCUUGAGCGCGGCGAGAAGGCCGCCUCUUUCCAGUCCUAUAGCUAUGGCCUCAGUGACGCUGAGGACAUCACCCUGACCAACUGGCACGCCACCAUCAUCGGCCCGAACGGCACCACCUUCGACAACCGCAUCUACUCGCUGUCGAUUGUCUGCGGCCCGGAGUAUCCGAACAGCGCCCCGGUGGUUUCCUUCUCCACCAUGAUCAAUGCUUCCUUCGUUGGGCCUCGCGGCGAGGUUGAUCUGUCCAAGCUGCCUGCCCUGGGCAAGUGGGCCCCCGAGCACACCAUCGAGUCUGUGCUGAAGGCCAUCAUCGAGGAGAUGAAGAGCCGCAGCAACCGCUCGAACAAGCAGCCCGCCGAGUCGGCCGUCUAUUAG
Fonticula alba is the source of this 384-nucleotide messenger RNA. RefSeq names its product ubiquitin-conjugating enzyme E2. The transcript is spliced from 4 exons. NCBI's taxonomy places the organism in Eukaryota, Rotosphaerida, Fonticulaceae. The record is from RefSeq and is a predicted model, not a curated record. Bases 1 to 384 code for a protein of 127 amino acids.